UGUUCAUGAUGUGGCAAGAGAACCGGUCUCCCCUCGAGCUUACGAAUUUUACACUUGUUUAAGCUGUUCGAGAUUGCUCCUGAUAUUAGCACAAUGUCUGUUCUCUUCAUAUUGGUGAAUUCGAAAUCCAUGACAACGAACUUGACUUCCCUUCUAAUUUAAAGUCAAUAAUAUAUUUAAUAUCAUUAUUAACUUAUAAUUAAUGUGUUUCAUUCUAAUUACUAUUUCUAACUACUUGUGUAAAUAUUUUUUUUUUUUUACAUAUAUAUUCUAAUUAAUAAAAUAUUAUUUCAUAGGUUAUUUUAUUUGGGGUGGUACAUCCUCCCCUCCGAGUGUACUUUGUUCGUCUAUCUUAUUAAAUUUUUGUUCAACUUUGAUAUUAUCCGUACAGAGUUUACUUCUACCUAAUCGUACCAUUUCAUAUUGUGGACGUCGCAACGAAGUAAGCCUACAUUUAUACGUUAUGUAUAUAAAAAUGAUUAACAUGACCGAGAAUACUAUCAAGCCCAAUGUUAAAUAAAAUAAAUAAUUACGCGUAUCGCUUGCUUCUAACUGUCCUGAUUGUGUUAAUAUUUCAUUAUCGAUUUGUUGUUGCACCUUAUCUAACGAUUGUGCUAUUUCGUGUAUUUUUUCGAGUUUAUGUGAAUCCUGUUUAACCAUUAUCUUAGGUAAGUUCAUACUUUUUAUUCUAUCGGAUACUUUAAAUGAUAUUUUUCCCUGUCCUACUUCGGGUAUAAAGUUAACAUAGUGUUUUGAUUUUAUUUCUUGUGUCGGAUUUAAAAUAAUAUCGUUUCUGUACGCUCUACAUUUUGAGCUUAACCAAAUUAAUCCUUGCUUCCGUAAUUUCGUAAUGUAUGGUUCCGCAUUUUCCCUGCACGCAAUAGUAAAUGUUUCACCCUUUGUUGUGUAUAUCCAAGUGUUUGCAUGUUUCAACUUAUAAAAUAUGUCUUUCGAUAAUACUAGGACUCCCGUCUCGCAUGUUUCUGGCAAGACAUCCGGAUUUUUGAAUAAAGCUAUCUCACAUGGAUUUUUGUUGUUCGAGUGAACGACUGGUGAAAAUUCUGGACAUAUUGUGAAUAUUUCUGUUUCCGUACAAUGUAAAAGCUGAGUUUCUGUGAACGUGGUAUAUUGUUCCCUAUUUUUUGUAAUUGCUACAUAUUGGAAUUCUGGUUUUAAAACAAUACUAUGAUUUUUAUUCUUUAUUCCGUUUAUCAUUGUUUCAACUGGUUGUGGUAUUGGAAGUAUUCUGAACAACGUGAGCUCCAAUUCGGUAACCAGCGGAAGCUUUAUUACGAAGACUAUCUGACUUUCUUUAUAGAACACUGCCAUUUUUGUAAUUUUACUUAAUUCGUAAAUUUCAUUCGGAUUUGUGCCCAUAGGUAAAUUUACAUUAAUUGGUAAAGUUAACUUAAUUUGCGUUAAAUGAUCUGCCAUUUCACGCGGUGUCAUUAAACUUGGGUGUAUUACUCCUGUCCUAGCCGCGGUUAUAAUAGCACCUAUUGAUUGCGUUUCCAUUGAAUAUUGCUAUAAUAGUGCUGUGAAUAUACCAUGUAUUUUAUUUGAUAAAACUAAUGCUUCUAACGUGUUUGUUUUAUUAAUUACUUCGUUUAUUAUAUCUUUUUUAUUUACUAAUUCAUUGUAUAAUUUAUUUAUUUCAUCAGAUGUGGUACUAAUCCCCUUUACAGUAGAUUUAACUACCGUAGUUUGGUCUUUAAGUAUGUGUAACAUGCGUUCGUUAGUUCGUUCUAUUUUACCUAUUUCUUCUACCGAUUCCUUUGCACAUUCCUCAUCACAUACCCCGAAUAAUGUUUUCAUAGCCGAACCUACGAAAUUUAUUAGACCCCGUCUUUUCCUACUUGGGUAUGUGGUUGUUUCCGAUUGUUCGGUGUUCCUACCUAUCGAUUCGUACAUUUUUUCCCGUUGUAAAGAAAUUUCCUGAAACAUUACUUUAAAGAUAUUGUCUAGCCUAGAACACAUAUCUAGUGUUGUUGCGCUGUUUUUACAAUGAUUAGUUAUUAUACUUAUUUCCAAUUGUAAUUUGUCAUGCCUAAGGCCAUAAUUUUUUAAUGGUAAAUACGUGAUCAGUUGCCAGGUCGCUCCUGUCAACCGAACCGUACCGUAGUUUUCAUAAUACAUCAAUGUUUGAUUUCUAAAUUCUUCCACCCUAUAUGGAAUUUGACCAUGUCCUGCCGUAAUCAGAGAUAACCUAAAACAAUAUAUAUACACAUUAGUUUCAAACUUGUUUUAUCUUGUUGAAAUAAUUUCUAAUAUAUAUAUUAUUUUCGUAUCAUUUCCUCGGCCCGGACAAAAUACGCGUACUUAUCGCGUUUGAAAUUGAACUAAUUAAUUUAUAAUCCGUUGUCAGUGAGUCCCGGUGGUUGCUUGUUCGUUCAGAAUAUGGUGGCAACUCCCACCGUUCCUAUACCGCCAACUAUCAAAAUUAAUUAGUGCCAUCCCAUUUUUAUUUUUUUUUUUUUUUUUUAUUUUUUAUUAUUGAUUAUCAUUAUUAUUCCUAACUAUGUACCUAUCUUCUACUUCAUUAAAAAUACUUUCUAUAGCUACAUUACUUCUUAAAUUAAGUAAAUCCAUAACAUUGUUUUCAUAAUCACUACUAUGCAUAUUCCUGUAACUGUAAAUAUUACUAUCGCUAUCGUUAAAUUCGUCCAACUCGUUCAUAUUACUAAUUGUAUUAUUCAGUGUUAUAUUUCUUAAACUAUCAUUAUCACUAUCACUAUCCGACCACCACAGUCCAGCUGCUUCAGUCAUAUUAAUAUUUCUAAUUCCAGGCUCCCGUGUCCUAUUAUUAACCAUUUCCCUACUAAUACUACUAUUAAUGCUAAUAUUAUUAUUACUAACAUUAUUUUCAAUAUUGUUACUAUUCUUUAGCCAGGAAGGAUGUUAUUCCUAUUCCCGUAGUAAACGUCAAUUAACGUCCUAAGAUUAUAUGUAAUCUGUCCCAUAGGUUCCUCCCCUGCAUAUCGGUAUAUCUCCAUUUCACCCAUGUACAUAUCAUUUCUUUUUAAUACCAUUACCACCAGGCGACCUCCCACCUGAACGCUCAAAGUCAUUUCGAAUUCCGGUUCUUCAUUUGCACUGUUACUGAGUUGCACUAGUAGCUUAGUCCCAUCUGAAUCAAUGAUCACCAGUGCUGUUAUCUCCUCUUCCCUACAAGUUUUCUUUUAUUAUUUUUUUUUGUUUCACUAUUUAAUGUUAAUCUAACUACUAUUAUGUUUACUAUUUCUACUCCUAUAUUAAAAAUAAUUUCUAUCUACGUAUUUUUCUUAACAUGAAGCUUGUGUUAUGCCAGCAUGUACUAAUUUACUAGGAGUCCCUUACCAUGCAUACUUAUUACUUAUCCUACAAUAAUUUUUUUUUCAUAGUAGUAACAGAAUGCCGAUCCUGGGCCCCACCUCCCACCUCCCACCACCGCCGCCGUCACCACCUCCGCCGCCAUCCCCACCUCCGCCACCCGAUCGCGCACGUACGCGACGUAUAUUUUUAAACUUUUUUUUCAUUAAAUAAAUACUGAAAAAAAGAUUAGUGGAAUUCGAACCCACGACCCCGAGCUAUAGCAUUGACGCUUUAACCCACUAGGCCACAGACCUGAUACACUUUUCUAUUGAUUCUUAACGUAUAUAGGUGAAUGAAAUGCAGCAAGAUAUAUUCUGCUGACCAACAUAAAUUAUCGUAUGCAUACCAUAUUACCAUAUGUAUUAUCGUACCACAGUAUAUUAUUGUGCACACUACUAAUCAAUAUAUCAGCGCAGCAGUCCUCUGGUUAUCAGAUAUGUUAUCAUAUUAUUUUAUCCGCAAUAUAUUCAAACUCUCACACGUACGCGACAUAUGCCCCCACCCCAUUUUUCCGCGAAUGCGCAUUUAUUGUUUCUAUAAAUAAAUAUUGCAAAAAGGCUCUGGAGAGAUUCGAACUCUCGAUCUCCGUCUUACAUUCUGGCGCUUUAACCAACUAAGCUACAGAGCCGGUUUACCUUUAGUAUGAUUCUUAACGUAUAUAACCGAAUGAAAUGCAACAAGUUAUAUUAUCGUAUGCAUAUCAUAUUACUAAACACAUCUCGAUAUAAUAAUCGAUUGAUACAUUUAUGUAUCAAGAACUUGUGCCACACGAUUUUAUUUGUAAUACAUUUAAGAAUACUUGUACAAUUACAUUCUAUAGGAAUAAAACGUCUUGUGUGGCCCUACAUACCCUAACUAUUGUUGUCAUUCUUCAACAACACUAUAUAUGUUCACCCCUUUGUAUAUUUUUAACCUUAAAUUUCUGUCGCCAUAACGUUCUAUGGCAAGAUAUGUGUUGGCCAUACCCUAUCUAUUGUUAACAUUCUUCAACAACAAUAUACAUGUAUACCACCUUUGUAUAUUUUAUACAGGAAUGAGACGUCCAAAUAAUUACAUUUUUAUAAAAAUGUAACAUACAAUUCUGGGUAAGUCGACAUUUCUUUUAAGGUUUCAUCGAGCGUUUUGUUUUAACGGUUGCACCAAGAAUAUACACUUAUAAAUAAUUCAGGCGAGAGGAAGAGGAUAUGAUCAGCACAUGCGAGAUCGGUUUCUCUACGGUGUAAUGUAGAAUUGAGAGUUUUGUGUAUGUUGAUGCGUGAAAGUCACUAUGAUCGAUCGAUUCCUGAAGAUGAGGAUAUAGUAAGUUUAAACAUACGAAUAUUCAAAUAUAGUAGAUAAUAUGAUUAGAAAUACUAAUAUCAGAUAAUUUAUUAUAGAUUCAAUUACCGUUUCGUGUGUUAUUGCACUCAUCUAGAACGAUCCAUAGACAUACUCAGUAUUAUAUUAUUAUGCAGCUAGUUUACGGUUUCAAAAGAAUAGCGAUAUUUGAUUCAGAUCGUAUAAGAGAACAAUUAGAAAUGCAAUGGACGAUGAAUGUGAUGACCAUUCUGAAUGAUGACCAUUAUUUAAAUUUUAACUUUCACGCUACUCGUUUUAUUCUACAAAGAAUAAGAAACCUAAAUUAAAAAUUAACUAAUAAAUAAUAUUUUUCUUAUUACCAUACAUCAGUUUAUAUUAUUUCACAAAAACUAUAUGCUCACUAUCUUUACUCACAUAAUAUCUAAUUUUACCUAGCAUAAUGUUUCUCCAAAUAUUUCAAAAUAUUUCAAAAAACCAUAAUUCUAACAAAGUAAAUGUUUCACCCCUCCUUCACCAUAAAAUGUUUGAGAUCAACGGAGAGUCGGUCGGUCGGUCGGUCGGUCGGUACCUUACCCAUAUGUCUAUGAUCGGACAUUGUGUAUCCAGUCUUUUGUCCGGUGUACACACAUUUCGCGUUUACAGUUUUUGUCAACAGAUUUUCAGAUACGGAUUUAUCUACUUAUAUGAGAUUUUUAAUUACCAUAGUAGGUAUUUAUUAUAUUUUAUAUUUUGUUAUUGAUAAUCAUUACUGGUAAAAGUGUGAGUAUUUUGUUUUAUAUUAUUCAUAAGAUAUUUAAGAAUUACAUAUAAUCCGAUUUUUAGAUGUCAAAUAAUUCAUCACCGAGUACUCCGACAUAUGAAGGAGAUGAGUAUAAUCGACGUCUGGCCGAAAUACCUAGCCAGUCUCCAGUUCUCUUCGACAUGCAAGACAUUUUCAUAUACGGUGAGAUGACUCAAACCAUAGAUAGUGGUUACUCGAGUGACCAGAACACGCAGGUGGAAAAUCAUGACUGGCAUAGAGAAUUUUCCCCUCUUCAACCCCAUGCAACACCCUCUCCACCACGACUAUCACAGAUGGAGAAUCGUGUACGCACUUUGUCGUCGGUUCAGCCUGUCUUGUUGGAAGAAGCUUCGCCCGAUAUGUUCCCACCAACAACACCGAGAGCAUACGUACUGAGGGUGAGAAACGAUCUUUUUCCGGACUUAGAUUCCCAGUCCUCAGUUUCGCCUAGCAUGCUAGAACUUCCUCGGGCCAUGGUACCCCCCGAAUAUAACUUGUUAAUUGUCGGGGAAAUUAUGAACACGACGCGACAUUCUGGUGAGCAAUCACCGGAAAUGGAUUGGAGUGAUGACGGAAAUGACGAGGAGUUGAACCGUCAUAUGGAGGCAUAUGAAGAUGAUGAAAAGCUUAGCCGACACAUGGAUGAAUAUGACGGUUUUUGAGGGAGGUGUAAUAACUAAAUUAUUUAUUAUUUUUUUAAAAAUAUAUAUAUUUUUGUUUUAAAACCACACAUUCUAUAAUUUAUUUUUUCAAACUAUAUUAAUAUUGUUAAUAGUAAUUUUUAAAGUAGCAGAUGGUCGCAUUUCUUGGUAUGUUAGCAACUAAUUUUAUAUGGCUUUUUCGAGUAACCGACGAGGAAAUAUCUAGAGAGUCAAUGGGAAGAAAAUCUAUUGUUAUAGCAGGGUUGAAAAUAAACCACUAUUGUUGGUGACCACACACGUAGUUAGCAUUAGUAACAUAACAACUAUUUUUUUUUUCUAAAGAAAAUGUUGAUCAAAAUAAUUGAGUACAUUACUUGUAUCGCGGAUUUAUCAUAGCCAAUGUCUAAAUAAUAUUUUGGUAAUACAUGGCUUAAAAUGUUACCACCACCACAAAUGGUUAUGCUCAACGGACGCAUGACAAAACAAGUGACGAUGUCCGCUCAGUGUGUUCCAAUCUUUUGCAGGUUGACACAUACAUUUUACGAUCGCUCCGUGUUGUACUCUGUAUUUCUCCGUG
Metopolophium dirhodum (rose-grain aphid) is the source of this 6649-nucleotide messenger RNA. RefSeq lists its product as uncharacterized. Lineage: Eukaryota; Metazoa; Arthropoda; Insecta; Hemiptera; Aphididae. The record is from RefSeq and is a predicted model, not a curated record. The coding region runs from base 5473 to 6093 and encodes 206 amino acids. The transcript has 2 exons.